This is a messenger RNA of Megalopta genalis, 810 nucleotides long. The record is from RefSeq and is a predicted model, not a curated record. Lineage: Eukaryota; Metazoa; Arthropoda; Insecta; Hymenoptera; Halictidae.
AUGUGUCCAUCUAUAUGUGGUGAGUCCCGCGCCGGCAGCCCUGGCGCGCAUCAGCAACAGCACCGAGCCACCAGCAGAAGCAGAAGCAGGAGCCAGAAGCAGGCGGCCCAGCACCAGCACCAGCACCAGCACCAGUACCAGCAUCGGCACCAGCACCAGCACCGCCAGCCAGCCAGGCAGCGGGAGCAGCAACGUUGGCCAUCGCGUUGUCUGAUCAUCCUCGCCCUAAUGAAGGCUGGUUUAUCUGAAGGCUUUCGAUUCCCAGUAGAACCCAUACCACACGUAUGCAGUGGUGGUGGUGGACACCUUCGCGGUGGUGCUAGCCACCAGCUCUACUGUCUGCCCGAGCAUGACNUCGGUCUCGUGUCCACGGUCAAUCCCCAUGCGUCUAUGUGUCCAUCUAUAUGUGGUGAGUCCCGCGCCGGCAGCCCUGGCGCGCAUCAGCAACAGCACCGAGCCACCAGCAGAAGCAGAAGCAGGAGCCAGAAGCAGGCGGCCCAGCACCAGCACCAGCACCAGCACCAGUACCAGCAUCGGCACCAGCACCAGCACCGCCAGCCAGCCAGGCAGCGGGAGCAGCAACGUUGGCCAUCGCGUUGUCUGAUCAUCCUCGCCCUAAUGAAGGCUGGUUUAUCUGAAGGCUUUCGAUUCCCAGUAGAACCCAUACCACACGUAUGCAGUGGUGGUGGUGGACACCUUCGCGGUGGUGCUAGCCACCAGCUCAAGGGUAGGGUCACCAGGAUGAAGGAAGAAGAGGUGGUGGCGGAGGUGGAGGAGGAGGAGGAGGACGCGGAGGGGUCACGGGAGUAA